GCCAUGGGGCCUGUUGGCGGACCUGCUCCCGGAUUGACAAAUGUGGUGAUUCUGUCAAAGAUACCACAGGGUGCAACGGAGCAGCAGAUAUCUUCUGCAGCUGGCCGGCCGGAUGAAAUUUUGCAGGUGAGUUUCAGACCUGCAGACCCAGAGGGUCCUGGCUGGGCCAUUGUAGCCUUUGCUACUCCAGAAAUUGCCAAGGCCUCGCGAGAUCGUUUAGAUGGCAAGCCUUUUCUUGGUGGCAACGCCUUGAUUGACGCGGCUCUUGGUGAAGGUCUUUUUGGAAAAGUGCGGAGCACCAACGAUCAGGACAGCCCGUGGAAAGAAGCUCGCACGAAAGAGGGGCAGGUCUACUACUACCAUGCUGUCACGCGGCAAACUACCUGGGUGAAACCGCCUCCUGAAUUUCCUUCUGCAGCGCAGAUGAUGGCAGGCCGAGGCGCGCAAAAUCGGUCCAAUCCCGGGGCGCAGGCCCAAGCUGCCAUUCGCGCAGCUCAAGAUGUGGUUGCUGCUGCUCAUGGCACAGAUCCUGCUGGUUCCACAGCUUCUGGCCCUGUGGGAGCAAACCUCUUUGUGUACCACAUCCCCAACAGUUGGGAUGAUCACAUUCUACGUCAACACUUUGAGCACUUCGGCAAGAUUUUGAGUUGCAGGGUCCAGAAGGAUGAUAGUGGACGACCUCGUGGGUUCGGCUUUGUCUCCUUCGAUGCGCCGGCAUCUGCUCAGGCUGCCAUUGCAGGGAUGCACGGUUUUCCCGUCGAAGGGAAGUGGCUGAAGGUCCAGCUCAAGAAAGGAGACGAGCAGCAAAUCGAGCAGGCCAAAGAGCAAGUGGGAAGCAUGCCCGGCAUUACUGUGAACCAGGUCACGCCAGCAACCCCGCCUCCGCCAGCUCCGCCUCCUCCAGCACCACCUGCUCCUCCAGCUCCUCCAGAGGCUGGAAAGAUGACAAGUCCGGGUGAGAAAGGGAAGAAAGGCUUUGGCAAAGGCGAUGGGAGCAAGGGCUUUGAUGGUGGCAAGGGCUUCGACGGUGGCAAGGGUUUUGAUGGUGGCAAGGGCUUUGGUUGUGAUGGUGGGAAGGGCUUUGGUUGUGAUGGUGGGAAAGGCUUCGGAGGUGACGGAGGCAAGGGCUUUGGAUUUGACGGCAAGGGCUGCUACGACAGCAAAGGGGGCCAGGGAUGGAGUGAAGGCAAAGGCUUUGAUAGCUUUGGCGACGGGAAGGGGUUUGGCAAAAAGGGUUUGGCAAAAGGAAACUUUCGACCAGGCGAGCUGGAUGAGUUUUUUGCGGAAACGCAACUGAGUCAGUUUUUCUGA
Durusdinium trenchii is the source of this 1311-nucleotide messenger RNA. The record is from the annotation of a GenBank genome assembly. NCBI's taxonomy places the organism in Eukaryota, Dinophyceae, Suessiales, Symbiodiniaceae.